AUGUCUUCCAUGUCUGCAGAUGGUGAAGAGAACAAAUUUGACUUGACAUAUGCGAUCUGUUAUAAACACCGCGAGCCACGGUUUUUCGUUCUCAGAACUCAAAUUCGAAAGGGCUCAGGAGCCUCGUUCGGAAAAGACAAUGAUUCGCGAGUCUUUCAAGGACUCACGUUGGUUACGCCUCUAGACGCAUUUUUCGUCACAAUCAAGGACCCACGCAUGAUGUACCAGGCUGACCUGAGCAGGCUCGCUUCCCACGUCCACGAUUUUCCCUCUCACCAGGCUGACCUGAGCAGACUUGCUUCACUUGACGCCGGACUUCCCACGAAGGUCCACGAUUUUCCCUCUCACCAGGCCGACCUGAGCAGACUUGCUUCACUUGACGCCGGACUUCCCACGAAGGUCCACGAUUUUCCCUCUCACCAGGCCGACCUGAGCAGACUUGCUUCACUUGACGCCGGACUUCUCAGGAAGGUCCACGAUUUUCCCCCUCACCAGGCCGACCUGAGCAGACUCGCUUCCCACACCACAGCGUUAGUCGACUCGGUUGACGUCCGUGCCGUCAGAUCACGGGACGGGAGGAAUCAUGUUUACAUUAUUGGCUUAGUUAUCGCAUAA
Molecule: messenger RNA, 615 nt
Organism: Penicillium crustosum
Lineage: Eukaryota; Fungi; Ascomycota; Eurotiomycetes; Eurotiales; Aspergillaceae
Exons: 3
Coding region: 1-615 (204 amino acids)
Source: RefSeq, a predicted model, not a curated record